AUGGCCGCCACCGCGCAGUACCUGCCGCGCAGCGCCGCGCUCAUGCACCCCGACGGCGACCGGCUGCACCAGGGCACCACGUACCGCGAGGUGCAGAAGAUGAUGCACCACGAGUACCUGCAGGGGCUGGCCCCCGCCGCCGGGCACGCCGUCGGACUGGCGCACCACCAGUGGCUGCCCAGCGCCGGCACGGACUGGGGCAGCGGCGGGGGCGGCGGCGGCGCGCACCUCCCGCCCGCCGAGCACGCCAAGGGCGGCCCGCCGGGGCCCCGCGAGGAGCUGUCCGCCGCCGCCUUCCACCACCGCCCGCCUCUGGUGCACCCGCCGGCGGCGGCGGCGGGCGGCGCGGCGGGCGGCUGGGCGCAGGGCGGCGGGCACCACCUGCCGCCCAUGUCCCCGCCGUCGGGGCAGCCGCUGCUCUACGCGCAGCCCUACGCCGGGCUCAACGGGAUGCUGGGCCCGCCGGCGCCGGCGCUGCACCACGGGCUGCGCGACCCGCUGGGCGCCGAGGAGGCGGGCGGCCACGACCUGGCGGCCUCGCCGCCGCCGCUGGGGCCGCCCGAGCCGUCGGACGAGGACGCGCCCAGCUCCGACGACCUGGAGCAGUUCGCCAAGCAGUUCAAGCAGCGGCGGAUCAAGCUGGGCUUCACGCAGGCCGACGUGGGGCUGGCGCUGGGCACCCUCUACGGGAACGUCUUCUCGCAGACCACCAUCUGCCGGUUCGAGGCGCUGCAGCUGAGCUUCAAGAACAUGUGCAAGCUGAAGCCGCUGCUCAACAAGUGGCUGGAGGAGACGGACUCCAGCACGGGCAGCCCCACCAACCUGGACAAGAUCGCGGCGCAGGGCCGGAAGCGCAAGAAGCGCACCUCCAUCGAGGUGGGCGUCAAGGGCGCCCUGGAGAACCACUUCCUCAAGUGCCCCAAGCCCUCGGCGCACGAGAUCACCUCCCUGGCGGACUCCCUGCAGCUGGAGAAGGAGGUGGUGCGGGUCUGGUUCUGCAACCGGCGGCAGAAGGAGAAGCGCAUGACGCCGGCCGGGGUCCCGCACCCGCCCAUGGAGGACGUUUACGCACAGGCGGACACGUCGCCGCUGCACCACGCGCUGCCCGGCGCCGUGCAGUGA
Messenger RNA from Chroicocephalus ridibundus (black-headed gull), 1122 nucleotides. It is a transcript of the gene POU3F1, whose product is annotated as POU class 3 homeobox 1. Gene Ontology annotation, biological process: regulation of transcription by RNA polymerase II; brain development. Bases 1 to 1122 code for a protein of 373 amino acids. The transcript has a single exon. NCBI's taxonomy places the organism in Eukaryota, Metazoa, Chordata, Aves, Charadriiformes, Laridae. The record is from RefSeq and is a predicted model, not a curated record. Gene Ontology annotation, molecular function: DNA-binding transcription factor activity, RNA polymerase II-specific; RNA polymerase II cis-regulatory region sequence-specific DNA binding. Gene Ontology annotation, cellular component: nucleus.